Messenger RNA from Hibiscus syriacus, 591 nucleotides. Its product is annotated as serine/threonine-protein kinase EDR1-like. The transcript has 3 exons. The record is from RefSeq and is a predicted model, not a curated record. Gene Ontology annotation, molecular function: ATP binding; protein kinase activity. Lineage: Eukaryota; Viridiplantae; Streptophyta; Magnoliopsida; Malvales; Malvaceae. The coding region runs from base 13 to 576 and encodes 187 amino acids.
AAACUUUUGAAAAUGAAAUCAAAUGGUGGAGAUCAAUAUCCUGCAGGUGGCAUUGAGAAAACUAAGCAGUUGAAGGAAAAUGGUUUGCGUGAAAACCAAAAUCCGUCAUUAAAUACAGCAAGUGGUCGAGAUUGUUUCGUAAAGGAGAUGCCUGUUGAAACUGCAGAAGGUUCAACAAUGAAUUCUAGACUCCAUGAAGAUAAACUUGCCAAAGAACAAACUCUUAGAAAAGAAAUUGGUGUAUCUGGAAGUACAGAUGUAAACAGUGAAAAACAGUUGAAAGAUAACAUGCCUUGUCAGUCAGAUCUGGAGGAGAUUGGGGCUGUACUUGAUAACCAGGGCAUAUUCUCCACUAUUUCUGUCCCGAGAUAUCUACAUCUUGAACCUUCUCUUGCCAUUGAUUGGCUUGAGAUAUCAUGGGACGAAUUGCAUAUUAAGGAGCGUGUUGGUGCUGGCUCAUUCGGAACAGUUCAUCGUGCUGAGUGGCAUGGAUUGGAUGUUGCCGUUAAAGUCUUGACUGACCAAGAUCUUCAUGAUGAUCAGUUGAAGCAGUUUCUGAGAGGUUUGUACGGAUAAAACCUAAAAUAAUCA